AAAUUCACCGGUAGUUGUCUUACAUUUAACUUGUAAAUUUUUGUUGUUGAAUGAAGUGAAGUGUUUAUAAAUUUACCAAUUAAACGCAAAAAGGUAUCGUUACAAGUGGUUAAAGAACUUUUUUUUAUUGGAAUCACAUUUAAAAUUUGAAAAAAAUGCGUGAACUGGAGCUUUCAGAUACUAACAAUUUUGCUAACGACGCCAGCAAAAACGCCAACAACAACAACCACUUAAUAAUGAACAACGGUAUCAGCAACAAUGGCGACAGCCACCACAUUGAAAGUAGUGGCAUUCAAAACUUUGAAUUCGUACCCGAAGGGGCUACAAACGUCGGAAGCAUUUCACAAGAAGCGCAACCGCAGAAUCUGCUUGACCUCCAACCACCACAACAAAAUUUGGAAUAUUACCAACAGCACGAAUUCUACCAGCAACAAAAUGAACAACCUCUAGAAUAUUUCCAACAACAACAACUACAUCACGAAGAAAAUAAUCAACUUUUGGAAUGUUUUCAAGACGAGCAACAACAGCCGCAAGAAUAUUUUCAAGAACAAUACCAACUUGAAGAGGACCGCAAACAUCAACCACAGGAAUACUUUCAAGAAGAACAAUACCAACAUGAAAACAACGAGCUACAGCCACAAGAAUACUUUCAAGAUCAACAAUAUCAACACGAAGAACUCGCACAGAAACCUGAUGAAUAUUUAGAACAACCGCAUAACCAGCAACUACAUCAGCAAGCAGAACUUGAACAACAAUAUUACUUCCAACAACAACAACAACACGAAGAGGAACAACUACAUGACCAAUCCUACCAACAACAAGUUGAUGAAUAUUUUCAACAACAACAACAACAGCACCAAGAACAUGAACAUGAACAUGAACAAGAGCAUGAACACGAACCACAACAUGAACAACAACACGAACAACAACAUGAACAACAACAUGAACAGCAACAUGAACGAACCCAGGAAAUUCAUCAACAAAUACUACAAAAUCAACAGCACCAGCCGCAGCCGCAGCAGCAGCUGCCGCUACCAUCCCCCCCACUGCCACAACAGCUUGAAACUCAAACAACAGCAAUCCAACCUAAACCGCCAUCUCCAAUAUCUCCGAAGCCAAACCUCCAACUCCACCUUCAGCAAGAAGGACACGAGAAACUGCACAAUGAACCAGUGAACAGGGGUGAACCCGUCGAAAAAGUUCAAGCCCCAGACACUGCCAAGGUCAUGAAACAACUUUUCGAGUCGGGAAAGCUGGCUGAAAGUCGCAACGUUCAAAAAACUCUUCCGGAUGUUGAUUUCGAAGGCAGGACUCCUGGCUCCGGUGUUUUUGAAAAUGAGCCAAUCAGAUUGGAGGGUGUCGUUAGGUCGGAUGACGUCAUUGUACCGGAAGAAGAACUAAAAAAUGUUUCGACGAGAAGCAAACUAGAUGAUUAUUUAGAGAAAAGUAAAAGUGAAUUCGUGAUAAAGAGAGCUCCUGUUAAACUGGCUGAAGACGAAGGAAAGAUUAUAGAAAAUGCCCCGACCGUGCGCACUGACGUCACCAGAGAGCAGGACCAAUCAGAACAGGAGACCAUCUUGCCCCAGGAAGGGCAAACAAAAGCCCUGAAGCAGCAAUGGAUGAGCAUGAAGAAUGAAUUCGUUAAGGAGAACAAGCCGAUCAAGCUGGUGGAGAGAGAGGGCGAGAAAAGUGUAGUUGAGAACGAGCCAGAAAUACGAAGGGACGUUUUGAGAGAAGAGGAUCCACAGGCAGACGAGAACGAAUUGUUGAAACGUGGACUGACCAACAACUUGAAAUCUUACUGGACUAACUACAAGGAUCGAGAAAUAUUUGCUCGCGAUAAUCCUGUUUUAAUUCCUGGACCUGAUGGCAAAACAGCCUCUGUGCUGGAAAACGAUCCGAUUGUCUUGGAGAACGUUGCAAGAGAACAAGAUCUUUCCAAAUUUGAAGUUGACAGCAUUGAACGUGGGAAAGCAAAAGUUUUGGCAAACAAAUGGAUAUCAAUGGAUGACAAGUUUCAACCGAAAGAUUUCUUCAAUAUGGAGACGGAAUUAGCAACAAGUAAGAACGCUGGAGUGUUUGAGAACACGCCAACAGUGGUUAGAGAUGACGUGGUAAGAAGCGGAGAGAUGGUACAGGAGGUCGUAACUAAGGAAGGUGUUGCAAAGCUCAUGUCGGAACGAUUCAAAGAUUCAGAAUUUUGGAAUCCCAAGUCUCCGAAGAGUCCUCCAGUCUUGGAACUGGCUGAAGGUCCAGGAGUUCACGAGAAUGUUCCAGCUUGCCCUCAUCCAGACAUCGUCAGAUGCGACGUUGAUUCCGAUCAAGUAAUUCUCUCAUCUCUCCGCCAAGGGCUGACCUCUGACCUCGUGGGCAAAUGGAAGAGGCAGGAUGUUGUUGGUGCGCAGUUGUCCAUGCCUGACAAGUCAUAUUUCCACCAGCCCAGCAAGCUGCUGGAGAAAGAAAGAGCCAGUGACUCAGGCGUGUACGAGAACAAACCGGAAGUGAGGAAGGAUGUUUUCAGAGAGGAGGACAUAGAACCGGAAAUGGUGUCGGCAUCGAAAACAAGAAAUCUGAGAGCUAUGUGGUCCAAGAUGGGAGAAGAACAACCAAAAAAAAGUGGUGUACCUAAGCAAAUUCGUUUCACGCCACCACGCGACAAAUCUCCACCAUCUCUGACGUCACCCGAAAAUGAAUACAAGUCAGUUCACAACGUCAGAUUAUCCGAUUGCUAAUCUUUUUAUACAACUAUUUUUAAUAAUUAAUAAUUAUUUAACUGUUCGCUUUUGGAUGUGUUCGUUUGUUUAAAUUUAAACAAAAAUUAAAUUUCCAUUUACGUGAAGUAUAUUUCAACUUUAGUGUCGUCUUGUGUGUGCGGACAUUCGUGUCGUGUUGUUUCACCGUUUAAUUUUUUUAACAAGGUGAUUUAAAUCAUAUGUCAUUAGUUUUGUUUAUUACUGAACACAAACUAUGAUUUGCAUGUUUCUUUCUUAAAUGUUUAAAUUUGAAUUAUCAUUCAUUACUCUCUCUCUCUCUCUCUCUUUCUCUCUCUCUCUCCUCUCAACCUGAAUGUGCUUUUGAAAAUUUGUCUUUCGAUCGAUUCAACAGCUAUGUUGUGUACAAACCAUUUUUUUUUCAAAUUGAAGUCGUCCUCUCAUUAUAUUUCAAAAUAAAACAUCUCAAAACA
This is a messenger RNA of Helobdella robusta, 3184 nucleotides long. RefSeq lists its product as hypothetical. The record is from RefSeq and is a predicted model, not a curated record. The transcript has 11 exons. Lineage: Eukaryota; Metazoa; Annelida; Clitellata; Rhynchobdellida; Glossiphoniidae. The coding region runs from base 156 to 2732 and encodes 858 amino acids.